Molecule: messenger RNA, 2436 nt
Organism: Aspergillus clavatus NRRL 1
Lineage: Eukaryota; Fungi; Ascomycota; Eurotiomycetes; Eurotiales; Aspergillaceae
Exons: 5
Coding region: 1-2436 (811 amino acids)
Biological process (GO): regulation of DNA-templated transcription
Molecular function (GO): DNA-binding transcription factor activity, RNA polymerase II-specific; zinc ion binding
Source: RefSeq, a predicted model, not a curated record
AUGGACUGCGGGACUGCUGGCACGGCUGCGGGCAUUGACCCCAAAAUACUCGAUAAUUGGCAAUCCGAUACCGCUUAUUCCAUCUCGUCGUGGGAACAGACUGCUUACGAGCAGCAACUCGAGUGGGAUACCAGCCAGGAUUCAAAUCAAGAUGAGGGGGAUAUUGUAGAUCUAGGGAUCCUGCAAGGUUCUCUGGCUGACGAUCAGCCCAACGCAGCUCUGUUUCGACAGAACUCUGACCUGAGCAAUCCAGGAAUUACCUCCCCCGAGAAGUUCAGCAUCGCCGAUGCCGCGAUCGAAGGAACCAUCAGCGGGACGGUGAGCCCGAGAACCUUGCCCUCCUCGACGGACGACAACUUCCACCUGGACGAGACAUGGCCGCAAUUCCAGUUGUUCAACUCCAUGGCUGCUGGGAUGCCCAUGGAUGCGCCCCUGUUCUACCCAUACGCUAAAGACGCGGCGGCCCCAAACAACACCGUGAUCGUUGACGACGCUGGGGAGCUGUCGCACGGUCAAGGUUUUCCGGACGUUCACCCGGAUCAGUACCUGACCUUUCAAAAUCUGUCUCAAGCAUUCUCCUUCACAGCCGAACCUUGGGCCGAACAACCGGCCAACCCCAACUCUGAUGUGUCGGCUCAAGGAUCGCUCCCCCCUCCGUUAGGACCACAGAUCCUGAACAAGAAUGUCGGCCAAUCUCGCGCAUUCCAGGGCUCUCCGCGCUCACUGGAAUCGCGCUGGCUGGAAAGUCUUGAAUCACAGCUGCCUACACACAUGACAUCGCCGGUUUCGUGGUCGACGAAUCCGCAAGACUCUGGGUUCCACAGCGACGAGGGGAGAGUGCAGGAUGCAUUUCAAUACAAGUCGGAAAGCUCAUCGGACUCAGGCGACGUUUCGGGAGUCUAUGAUUGCUCCUACUCUUCCUUGAGUGAGGAGGUGCCCGCCUUUGCGGAGAGACAACUCGAAGAUGACAGUUCCUGGAAAGAUGAGUCGAAGGAGGGAUCUCCCUCCGAGACACCACAGUCGAUUCCAAACGCCGCCGCAUUUAUGGUCAGCGAGAAUCCUCAGGAGACUUUCUUCAUGUCAGCUUCCGCUCGGUCUCGGGCUUCAUCAUCUGCUGCCCAGCGAGCAUCAAGUCGCCCUCAGGCUCUCGCUCUGCAGUCGGUGGCGACCGUCAGAAAGCGCAAGCAGCGAGCCUCGAACGUGAAUCUUGACCAGAGUCAAGCCAAACCGCUGCAGAUUGUUCAAGAGGACGGCCAGGGUGGUUCGAUCGCCUCUGCGGACUUUGUCUCCCCACCGCGCGGGGCACGCCGCAAGGGGCCCUUGAGCAUGGUCGGAAGGGCCAACGCUGGAUUGCGGAGGAAGAACAAGGAUACAUGUGUUCAGUGUCGCCUGAACAAGCGAAAGUGUGAUGGUAGCUCACCAUGCGACGCUUGUCGUCCUACUCUCCACGAACAGCCAUGCGCGCGAGCUUGCUUUGCGAAUAUCGUCGAGUACGGAACAUGCAAUUAUAUCUCUCAACGCGCCGUGAAUCAUCCAACUGUCGAUCGGUCGGGUCGGGUGCGGAUGGAAAUCCCGUCCCAGUUCGACUUGAAUGAUCUUCUGACGUUCCUUGGCGAGCGACAAGGACGAUUCAACAUCCGUGCUAGCCAAGCGUGGGGCUCGCUGUACGUUCUCGACCUGGGAGAGACGUACAAGUUUUUGAAGUCCCUGAGCGACUUCAACGGUAACUCUCGGUCUACCUUCAUCGAGUUCAUCGACCGCCGGAUCGUGGAGUCGAAGGACAAGUCGAAGAACUGGUUGAGCUGUGUCAAGGAUUGCGAUCCAAUGAACAAUGUCUACUCUUUACUCUCACAAUGGAACAACAUGCCCAGCCGCGCUAGUUACAGCUUCGUUCCGCUGCAAGCCGGCGGUCAAGAACGGCCGAUGGACAUCCACAACCCCGAGGAUCAGCGAGAGAUUUUGCUGGCAGCGCAGCUGUCUCGCAUCAUUUGCCGCAUGCUGGAGGUUGAAGGGUUCCGGAAGCUUGAACGGGACUUCUACAACAUCAAGUGGAAACAGAUCUCACAAGAGACGCACCUGCGCUUCCUAAGCCAGCUCGGCCAUAUCCUCCUUUCCCUCCGGUGGCGAGUGUCCUGGUGGAGGCGCCUCGGGGAUGGCGGGCGCGAGCCCGACCCGUCGAAGCAGCACUACGUGGACCGGGUCGACUUGCUGUGCCGCAUCCUCUAUGUCUACUAUACCUGUGUGCUGGCCAAGCUUCCUUCCUGGACGACCGCCGACGUCCCCAAGGGCGUCUGGUCGACCUACGCGGACUCGGAGAAUGCCGUGUGGGACGACUUCCCGAUGGACCCUAGCGAAGACGGCUUCAGCAACUGGAUGGAGCGAGGCCGCGAGCUCAUCGAGCAGGCGGGUGUUCCCAACCGCGUCUCGAAGAUGUAG